Messenger RNA from Dendroctonus ponderosae (mountain pine beetle), 1798 nucleotides. It is a transcript of the gene Dic1, whose product is annotated as mitochondrial dicarboxylate carrier. The transcript has 6 exons. Gene Ontology annotation, molecular function: sulfate transmembrane transporter activity; succinate transmembrane transporter activity; antiporter activity. Bases 510 to 1379 code for a protein of 289 amino acids. Lineage: Eukaryota; Metazoa; Arthropoda; Insecta; Coleoptera; Curculionidae. The record is from RefSeq and is a predicted model, not a curated record. Gene Ontology annotation, biological process: phosphate ion transmembrane transport; thiosulfate transport; succinate transmembrane transport.
AAAAUAUGGGGACUCGGAGUCAUUUUAAAGUCGGGCUGACAACUCGGUCAAGCACAGGUCAAUUAUGACGGGGCAUUAAUUAAUGGCAUUUCGAAUUAGUUGUGUGUGAUGUUCGGAUCAAUUUACUGAAAUGUUCCAGCUUCGGCUCAAACUUUCGAAGCUGAUCUCUAUUGGUUCCGGUGUAGUCCAGGAAAAUCGAUACACCGAAUGAAAAUUCGCGCAACUCAAGGUAAAAACGACUUGGAGCUUUAGUUUCGAUAAAAACAAGUUAGGAAUUCCGAAAAACGCGUUGCAACCUUGAGCGAAUCAUUCAAAUUGGCUCUAGAUUAUCAAGGCAAUAUCAAAAACAAGUUUAAUGAUUUCGAAACGGUGACCUUUCCUACGGGUCAAAUUUACAACGACUUACCUGCCCCGGUUUGAUGUAAAACGAAGGAAAUACUAAUUGCUGCGUAUUUCCAAGACUUCACGAGUUGAGGGAGUUUUUUUUAUAGAGAAAUACUCAAAAAAUCAUGACACACAAGGAAAAAAGAGUGGCCAGGUGGUACUUUGGUGGAUUAUCGUCCGCCUUUGCGGCAUGUUGCACCCACCCGCUCGACUUACUCAAAGUGCAUCUUCAGACGCAGCAAGAAGCUAAACUGACCCUUGUUAAAAUGGCUAAAAACGUCGUUAAAACUCAAGGUGUUUUGGCUCUCUACAAUGGGUUGUCAGCUUCCCUGCUGCGCCAGUUAACUUACUCAACAACGCGAUUUGGUAUUUACGAAGCAGUGAAACAAAAGUAUCAGCCGGACACUUUCGCUUCUAAGGUGGCGCUUGCUGCCGGAGCUGGAGCGUGUGGAGGUUUUAUUGGAACCCCUGGCGAUAUGGUGAACGUACGAAUGCAGAAUGAUAUUAAACUGCCCAAAGAAAAACGAAGAAACUACAAACAUGCCUUGGAUGGAUUGGUGCGCGUCUAUCAAGAAGAGGGUGUCCGUCGGUUAUUUAGCGGUGCUUCCACAGCUACAUCCAGAGCGAUAUUUAUGACAAUCGGUCAGCUAUCGUUCUACGACCAGAUCAAACUGCUACUUCUCAAGUCUGACUAUUUUGGAGAUACUCUGACAACGCACUUUUUAUCCAGUCUCUGUGCGGGUGCAAUAGCAACAUCGCUCACUCAACCUCUCGAUGUGCUAAAAACGCGAGCUAUGAGUGCAAAGCCUGGGGAAUUUUCCUCGGUUGGUGCCAUAAUUUUACACACUGCUAAGUUAGGGCCCAUGGGCUUCUUUAAGGGUUACGUCCCAGCGUUCGUACGACUUGCUCCUCAGACAAUCCUCACAUUUGUUUUCCUCGAACAAAUGAGGCUGAACUUUGGCUUCUUGCCUCAAGGAAACACUCAUCAACUUUAGUAAAUGAUUGUUAGGACGGAAUUUAUAAAACAUGUUAAUAAAUUAAUUCCCUACUAUAUUUAGGCCGCAACAUCAAUGAGAUGCUGUUAUUUAUUAACGUUUGUUGUUAAGUUUAUUCGUUUUCAUUCCAAAAAAUAUGCUAACUACAAAUCAGUCGAUUACGAUAUAAUAUUUUCUACUUACUUCUGUUUUGUUGUGGGCGUAUGCCAUAUUUUAUGUUUGAUACUUAUUUCAAUCGAAAAAUUAUUUUUCUUUGUUGUUUUAUGUUAUACUGAUUGUGAUAAAGCACAAAUGCUUUGAAACUGUGUUUAGUUGGUUCUCUAAAUUUGAGAUAUUUUUCGGAAAUAAUUGUUAUCAAAAUGGAUUUACUAAGACAUAAAACUUUGUUGUUUGUAGAGUAAUAAAUAUGUAUAAUCCAA